This is a messenger RNA of Myotis myotis, 4103 nucleotides long. RefSeq names its product neuronal calcium sensor 1 (gene NCS1). Lineage: Eukaryota; Metazoa; Chordata; Mammalia; Chiroptera; Vespertilionidae. The transcript has 8 exons. Gene Ontology annotation, molecular function: calcium sensitive guanylate cyclase activator activity; calcium ion binding. The record is from RefSeq and is a predicted model, not a curated record. The coding region runs from base 114 to 686 and encodes 190 amino acids.
CCGCCGGCCUCCGCGCGCCCCGCCCCGGCCGUCCCGGCCCGCGCCUGCCCGAUCCGCUCCCGCUGGGCGCCCCGCCGGGUCCGGCCCGGGGGCAGGGGCCGCGGCCGCCGAGGAUGGGGAAAUCCAACAGCAAGUUGAAGCCCGAGAUUGUGGAGGAGCUGACCAGGAAGACCUACUUCACCGAGAAGGAGGUCCAGCAGUGGUACAAAGGCUUCAUCAAGGACUGCCCCAGCGGGCAGCUGGACUCGGCGGGCUUCCAGAAGAUCUACAAGCAGUUCUUCCCGUUCGGAGACCCCACCAAGUUCGCCACGUUUGUUUUCAACGUCUUUGAUGAAAACAAGGACGGACGGAUCGAGUUCUCUGAGUUCAUCCAGGCGCUGUCGGUGACCUCGAGGGGGACCCUGGACGAGAAGCUGCGGUGGGCCUUCAAGCUCUACGACCUGGAUAACGAUGGCUACAUCACCAGGACCGAGAUGCUGGACAUAGUGGACGCCAUUUACCAGAUGGUGGGGAACACCGUGGAGCUCCCCGAGGAGGAGAACACCCCCGAGAAGAGGGUGGACCGGAUCUUCGCCAUGAUGGACAAGAACGCCGACGGGAAGCUGACGCUGCAGGAGUUCCAGGAGGGGUCCAAGGCCGACCCCUCCAUCGUGCAGGCGCUGUCCCUCUACGACGGGCUGGUAUAGUCCACGCCCAGAGCUGGGAUGCCUGGGAAACUUGCCUCCUCCCGUGCCAUGAGCCGCCUCAGCCCCGGCCCCGACGCCGCCCUCCUGUGUCCACCUUGCCGUUCUCCACGGGGCUGCCCCUGAACAGCGAGGCCCGGCUCUCCCCUCCUCCCGCCAACUCCCCCCUCCCCCCGCCUGCUGCACCCACCGCCGCCUGAAGCCACCGGCUCCAAUCGCCCACAACCUCUGCUUGUCCAGAAAACACCAUGAGACGGCAAAGGCUCCAGCCGUCUGCGAAGCCCGGGACGCAGCUGCUUCGCAGGCAGCGCUCCGUCCCCUGCUCUCCCGCGCGUCUGCUUUUGUUUUUUAUUUCAAACAGACAUUGAAAAAGAAAAAAAACACACCUACCUUCUGUUCUAGAAGAUCCGGACUGACAGGUGGGGAGAAGGCCUUGGGGACCUUGGAGAACUCUGCCUUGUCCGUCGGCCACCAGGGAGGCCACGGAGGCCCCGGCCUGGCCCCGGGUGGGCCCGCGUGUCCGUGUCGGGGGCUGCGUGAUGCCCGUUACUUGUCGCCCCGUCCUCGGGCAGCCCACCGCCCGCGUGGCCGGGAGGAUUGAUCACGACGGUGAUGACUCUGACGGCGUAUUGUGCUUUUCGCGGGGAAAGUGAGGUGGUUUUUUUAUAUCCGUAUAUAACGAUUCCUGUUAUUUAUUGGUUGUUAACUGUUGCUGCUGCCUCUGUGUCCAAAGCUCCCAGAGAUGCGGUCUCCCCCCGCCGCCCCCGUUUACAUGUGCAGCCCUCGCCCACCUGCCAGCAGCGGCCGAGAAGCCGAGAACUUUGUUUUUUCAGAUGCUGUGUUUGAUGUUUGGAGAGGGGGACGGCGGGCUUUAACUGGCUACCGCUCUGUUCCCUCCGGCCCGGAUGCCUCCUCCUUGAACCCCUUUCUCUGUUCCCGUCCACAUCCGCGGUCCUGUGUCCUCCCCCCGGUCCUCAGCAUCUUUCUGAGGACAAACGGGGGGCAUCUUUCGGUUUCUUGGCUCUUGCUUUGGUGUCUGUAGCAGCGAGGAGAGCGGACGGCUUGUCCUGCCCGGGACCGGCGCCAGGCAGGGCGGCUACAGAGGGAAAGACUGAGGACUGGAGGGGCCUUGGCACGCAGGGCAGCAGAAGUGGGGGCUCGUCCUCCCUCCGGGUGGCAGGCUCCCCUCUCUGCUCUCCUGCCUGCCUGGCGCCUGCCCGACGCUGGACCGGAGGGAAGAGAAGGGUGCAGGUCACCCCGUUCCGGUGGUGGCUGCUCUCGGGGCUGUGCCCACCUGUGCUCACAGGAAGAGUUUUAGCUCCAUCUGCCCCUAGAAAGGGCGGCCCCAGAACGGCCACCAGGAAAGCCAGACGACCUUGGACGGAGGCCAGGAGCCCGAGGCCUGCUCCGGCUCCGAGACUGUGAGCCACCUGGCCCUGUCUUGCCCCAGCUGCCCCCAGCAGAGCCCUGAGGCCUGGCUGAGUGAUGUGAAAGGUCCAUCCAUGCUGACACGGUGUGAUUCCAAGUGGGAGUUUCCUGAGUGCUGAUCCGCUGGCGUGUGGCUCAGUGUGACAGCCCCAGCAGACACGGGGCGUCUGCGGCCCAGAUCUUCAGGGGCACGGCGGCCCUGGUGUGGGGUGUGGGCUCAGGUGACUCCAGAACUGGUCCUCUCCCAGAGGAGGGUGUGGGGCGAGGAGUAGCUCCCAGACUGCUUAGGACCUGAGUCGAGUUCCCGCUGCUGAUCGCCCACUCAGCCCAGCCCUAGAGCCGGGCCCCCGUCCCCACUUUGAAUUGUCCUCCGUCUCCACGUGGCGCUUCCCAGGAGGCUGGGCUUCUCCUGCUAAUGAGGCCUCAGACCCUCCCCAGAGGAUGCCCUCUGAGAGGGGCUCUGCCGUGGGCUGCAUGUCUGCCGACCCCAGAACCUGCCCUUCUCACACACGCAGGCCCGUCGGCUGCACGCUGUCCCCAUUGUUAGCCCCCAGGUCCCGCGGGGACGGGAGCAGCAGUUCCAUUUUCACAGGUGACUUUGAAGGCCGGGCUCUUCGAGGCCCCUGUGGUCACCUUUCUGCUCCGGCCGCUGGCCCAGGAGGCCCAGGUCCCACCUCUAAUCCCGCAGUCUCCUUGCCUGGCUCUGACCAGGGACCCCAGGGCCCCUUGGGGCUGGAGGGGAAGAGAGAGUGGGCCCCUCCCAGGUCAGAUUGCUUUCUGGCCUCUGCCUGAGCCUCGGCCGCUUCUCCGGUCCAGCGGGAAGGAUGCUGUUGCACAGCCUGCCCCGGAGGCAUCGCGGGAAAGGGACUGUGGCUGAACGUUCUCUGGGAUCAAGCACGUGGACCGCCCCCCCCCAGGGCUGAGGCCGAUUCCCAGGCAUCGGUAGAGCAUCUGUGUGCGGGACCUUCCUCCACCGUCCAGGGAGGUGGUUGGGCCUUUGGUUUGGAGCCAUGGAUAUGCCUUUUGGCCGGAGCAAGUGGUACCAUGGGCCCAGGCUUCAGGGCGCACCUUGGGGACGUGCCCCGAGACAGCUCCGACUGCCAGGGGCCCCCCUUCUUCCCAGCAGCGCGCUAGACACGGGCAUUUGUGCCGAGGUUGCCAGGCAGGGACAGUUCUGUCCCCUUCUCUCACCAGGACCCUGGGAACCCAGAGCAGCCCGUGGGCCUCUCCCUCUUCCACCCGAGGCCCAGCCCUGUGACCCGGUGCGAUGCUGCUCCCUGGCGACUCCAGACCAGCCGGGAGCCUGGCUCUUGGUCCCUCUGCCCAGCCUCGCUCCCGGGCCCAGGAGCAGGGCCCAGCCUCUUCCUCGCAGCCUCUGCGCCCGCUUUGUGUGGAUGGUACUUGGGAGAAGGCCAUGGGUUCCCGUGUUUAACCAGGCAGCGUUCAGGGAAGGCCAGGCGAACGUGUCCCUCUCCCCUGUUUGACAGCCAGCUCCAUAGACGACAGACACGCCUGAGCUUCCUGGGACUUUGUCUCUUCUCUCUGGGUGUGUGUGUGUGUGGGGGGGGUGGGUGUGGGUCGGGGGGAGAGAUUGGGGGGCCCUAGUUUCCUGGGCAGAGACAGCCUCUCCCUGGAGAAAGCCUCAUGCCUGCCACCCCAGCUUCCACAUCUAAGGGAUCCAAGAAGGGAAUGUGGGAGCGCCCCCUGGUGGCGGUGAGCUGCAAAGGCAUUUGGGUAAACAGGUGAUGCCGGAGGGUGGGAGGCGGCCGGUGGUGGGAGGGAGUCAGGGGCUGUGACCUCCCCUCAGCCCUGGCCUCCAGCCCCACAUUAUUGACGGUGUGUUUCCCGGAUGCCCCUCUCUAGGUGUCCCCCAGGGAUGAGUUAGUUAGCGUAAGGGCACUGUAAUGAGAAGGCCCCCCCCCCUUUUUAAAUAUCUGCGGAAUAAACCCAAUGGUCGAUUUUUGAAUGAAUAAAAGGCUUUUGUUGAAUAAA